Amblyraja radiata (thorny skate) is the source of this 10339-nucleotide messenger RNA. RefSeq names its product zinc finger protein 462 (gene znf462). The transcript has 16 exons. NCBI's taxonomy places the organism in Eukaryota, Metazoa, Chordata, Chondrichthyes, Rajiformes, Rajidae. The coding region runs from base 360 to 8060 and encodes 2566 amino acids. The record is from RefSeq and is a predicted model, not a curated record. Gene Ontology annotation, biological process: positive regulation of transcription by RNA polymerase II. Gene Ontology annotation, cellular component: nucleus.
CCUGUGGCUGGUCUGCUCUCAACUCUUUAACACCCCCUUUGUCAUCAACUUUUCUUUCUCUCUCUCUCUGCCUUCUCCAUUUCUUCCUCCUUUCAUCUGGUGGUGUCCGCCACAGAUCUGGUCAUCAUUUCAUUGAAAGGAUGCGGAUCCUGUAGACCUCUCCCCCACGCCCCCUGCGAACCCUGUAAGGGACGGUGGGGGGUUGCACGAAGAAGAAGAAAGAGAAGAAGGAAGAGAGGGGCUCUCUCGAGACAUUGUGGCCGUGCAGGAGAAGCACAUAGAAAAUGGUGGAGAAGAAGCCUGAAUUCUGCAGGAAAUUGAGGUACCUUGGUCCCGCGAAUUAAAAGGCGCUCAAAGUAAUGGAGGCCCUGCAAUGCGAUGGAUGCGAUUACCGGGCAGAAACCUACGAUGAUCUUAAGGCUCAUAUCCAGGACGUUCAUACUGUCUUUUUACCCCACGUGGAAGCCUCUGAGGAGGAUAUAGGUCAACCCAGAUCUCUUACACCAACACUAGAUUCUGAAGCCGACAUAAGCAGCCUCCCUACAGUGAAGACUGAACUAGGUUCUCCAGUGGAAACACCUGCACAAAAUUCCUAUCAGCCCGGCUCGUCCAAUUUCAUCACCAACAGCUCCGUUCUGUACAGCCAUCAUGUCAACCAGCAUCCCAAGCCCGCCAACAAGUUUUUUCAGUGCAAGUACUGUGUCCGCUAUUUCCGAUCCAGGAGCCUGCUGGGCGAACACACCAGGAAGAUCCACGGUCAGAUUGAAGGGCCGCUGUUUGGGGGCGAGUCCUCGGACAUGGCCCCGCCGCCAUCACCGUCCAGCUUUCACGUCCUGCUGCACGAGGGCUUUGGCAAGGUCUUCGCCUGCCGCUACUGCACCUACAAAAGCCCGCGGCGCGCCCGCAUCAUCAAGCACCAGAAGCUGUGCCAUCGCUCCACCAUGAAGGUGCAGGAUCAGUUGGGCGACGUGCCGGUGGACGCGGUGGAGCGCAGCAUCCUGGAGGCGCAGGUCAAGCCGCUGACCAAGUCGCGGGGCAGUUUCUGCUGCGAGUGGUGUGGCUAUCACACCUCCCGGCGGGAGCGCUGGUGUGACCACCUGAUGAAGAAGCACCGCAACCUGUUAGCCCAGGGCCUGGUCAAGAUCAUCUCCUCGCUGAGGCAGCAGCAGUCGGGCUCAAGCCCCAGCCAGACCAAGUCACAGCAGUCCGACUCGGAGAAGACGUCUCCAAAUUCAAAUUACUUGCCCCUGACGGCGGGUGGGGGGGAAAUGCAGUGUGCUCAGUACCAGGCCAUGAAAGGCUCCAUGGAGGGAUCCCCCUCCAAGCAGAGCCCAACGUCCACCCCCAGGUUUGCUCCCAUCAAAAUAAAGUUCCCCUUUCAGAAGACAAAGCCCAAGGCCGUUCCCGAUCCUGACGAGGCUGCUCUGACUGACAGGCCUUCCUUCGGGAUGGCCGACUUGAGCCUGCCCAACUCCUCCUUGGAAACCAGCAGCCUGCUGAGCGACGACCGGAGCAGUUCCGACGAGGAGGAUCAGCUGGACAUGGACGAGAUGGACUCGCUAGCCUCCCAAGGCUCGGAAGGCUCCGGCAAGAAGUUGCUGAGCAUCGGCAACACCAAGUUGCUGGAGACCAAGGGUAUCCCCUUCCGGAAGUACAUGAACCGCUUCCAGUGCCCCUUCUGCUCGUUCCUCACCAUGCACCGGCGCAGCAUCUCCCGGCACAUAGAGAAUAUCCACUUGUCCGGUCGCACCAUCGUUCACAAGUGCAACCUCUGCAGUUUCACCUGCACCACUGCCCAGAAGCUGGUGGCUCACAAGCAGUGCCAUUCCUCGGAGUGGGAGACGGUGAGUUCGGCCAACAGCAGCGCAGUGACCCUGAACGACAACUUGGUGACUGUAGACGUUAACCAGAACCAAACGGUCAAUGGGGAGAAGCCGGCGGCGAUGUGCGACUCGAAGCAACAGUACCCCUACAAAUGUACCAUGUGCAGCUACUCCACCGUGACUCUAAAGGGCCUCCGAGUGCAUCAGCAACACAAGCACUCGUUCUGCGACAACGCCUUGCUGGCAGCCAGCGAAGAAGUGGGCGACGCGUUGCAGGACUCCGGGUCGCAGUUCGAAGCUCUUCCGUCCCCGGGAAUCGUGAAAACUCAGACCUCCAUCCUGGGAUCGACGUCAAAGAAUUCCUUCCUCUUCAAGAAGGGGAAGAGGCUGGCGUCGGACAGCCCGCUCGACCUGUCGCCGGCCAAGAAGCGGACCCGCAUCGACGAGAUAGCGAACAACCUGCAGAGCAAGAUCAGCCAAGCCAACCAGCAGGCCAGCGAGGUGGGGUCGGUGAUCGCCGUCGAGGAUGCGGAGGAGGAGGGAGAUGAUGAAGAGGAGGAGGACGAGGAAGAGGACGAGGAGGAAGAGGAUGACGUGGAAUUGGAUGCAGAUGGAGAACUAGAGGAAGAGGAAGGAAAGCUGGACCAUUUAAUGGACAUGCAGAAUUACAGCUACAGUGGCCACCAGAUGUGGGUUGAAGGGACUGAAGGACUGCACAAAGACGCUGUUUACGGGUCAGUGGACCAGGAUUAUUCAGUAAGCAACAGCGCCGAGAUUGAAUUGACUCUCUCCGACGACGAGGAUUACUACGGCACCUCAAACGCAGCUGGACACUGUGACGGUGCAUCCCGUAAGCUGGGUGGGAACGGCGCCUACAAAAAGGGUAACUCGGAAAAUAGGGACGGCUAUCAGGAAGGUUCUGAGACCGGUGAAGAUUCUGGAAAGACUUACUCUUGCAAGCACUGCAAUUUCAGCAACAAGGUAGCUCGCAGCGUUAGCACCCAUUACCAACGAAUGCAUCCAUACAUUAAAUACAGCUUCAGGUACAUAGAGGAUCCAACGGAUCACAGUGCAGUCUACAGAUGCCUUGAGUGUUUUGUGGAGUACGCGGAGUUUGAAGACCUGCGGCAGCAUUACGCCCAGUUCCAUCCCGAAGCGCAGAACAUCCUAAAUUUCCACCAAGCCAACUUGAUCUACAGGUGUCGCUUCUGCUCGUACACCAGUCCCAACGUCCGCAGCCUCAUGCCUCACUACCAAAGGAUGCAUCCCACCGUGAAGAUCAAUAACUCUAUGAUCUUCUCCAGCUACGUGGUCCAACAAACCAGCGAGAGCAACGCCGAAUCCCAGACCCUGCGAGAAAUCCUCAACUCCGGUGUGAAGAGCAUCGGGACGCCGAGCUCCGUACCCAACCUCGAUGCUCCCACCAGCCCCCCGAACAUUAAGCCGCCCAAGAGUAUGAGCCCCCAGGAGGGAGAGUCCUCGAUGAUAAGUGCCGUGGUAUACAGCUGUGACGUCUGCCCCUUCUCCAGCCCGAACAUGCAUUCGGUGCUGGUCCAUUAUCAGCGGAAGCACCCAGAGGAAAAAGCUUCCUACUUCAGAAUCCAGAAGACCAUGCGCGUCGUGUCCGUGCUGAGCCCCGCCAUCAAUGCUCAGAACAUCACGGAGGCAUGCCCGGUGACGCCACCCAACAACCCUCCAGUCGCUGCUCAGCCGGCUGAGUUUGAACAGCUCUACUACUGCAAGCACUGUGUUUACAGCAACCGCUCGGUGGUCGGCGUGCUUGUCCACUAUCAGAAAAGGCACCCAGAAGUCAAGGUGACGGCUAAGUACAUCAAGCAGGCGCCCCCGACUCCUGCCCUGAGGAAGACCAUGGAAGAGCUGCAGAUUACACCAGCGAGGCCGAUCAUGACCCAGCCAACGAGCCAGGCUGGCAAGAAGAGCUACGAAACGGUGGUGAACAUCAGCAGCCAGCAGAGAUUGACCGACAAGGGCGAGGGCGAGAUGAUGUUCUUUUGCCAGCACUGCAACUACGGCAACCGGACGGUAAAGGGGGUGGUCAUUCACUACCGUAAGAAGCACCGCGACAUCAAGGCUACAGCGGAGCUGGUGCGGCAGCACACGGCGGCCGUGAGGAGUCAGCGUGAGAGGGCCACCAACCACCAUGGCGGUGGGGGGGCCACCACCCCGCUGCCCAGCGUGCAGCCGGAGGCCGAGGUUGAGCAGCUGCGCUUCUUCAAGUGCCGCCACUGCUCGUACACAGCGCACUACCUCUACGCCGUGCGGAAGCACCUGAAGAAGCAGCACCCGAGCGUGAAGGCCACCGUCACCACCAUCCUACGCUGGGCGUACCAGGACGGGGUGGUGACCGCCGGCUACCACUGCGAGUGGUGCAUCUACUCUCACCAGGAGCCCAGUGGGCUAUUAAUACACUACCAGAAGCGACACCCUGAGCACCCCGUGGAUUACACCUACAUUUCCAGUAAGCUAUGGGCAGGCCCCGAUCCCUCCGCCAACCCCUCACAGAUCGCCCUUAUUGACCUCAAACACUACAAGUGCAGGGACUGCGAGUUCGAAGCUGCCUCCAUCUGGGACAUUACAAACCACUAUCAGGCCCUGCACCCCUGGGCAGUCAGUGGCGACGAGUCAGUGCUGCUGGACAUCAUCCUGGGGAAGGACACCUUGGAGCAGAACAACCCCACCGCCCAUGACUAUACUGGCUUUGAUUCCCUCAACGCCUCCGAGUCCAGCCAGCUGGAGGACGAGCUGCCCCUCAAAGUCUCCAUGCCGUCCCUGCUGAGGGAGCCUCCCGUCGCCCCGGCGCCCAGCCACUCCCCCUACCAGUGUAAGGUUUGCAAGUCUGAGUACAACAACCUGCACGGCCUCCUGACCCACUACGGGAAGAAGCACCCGGGUGUGAAGGUGAAAGCGGCGGAGUUUGCGCUGGAGAAGGACGAGAAGCCCAGCACGCUGUACAAAUGCAGACACUGUCCGUACGUCAACACCCGCAUCCACGGCGUCCUCACCCACUACCAGAAGCGGCAUCCCACCAUCAAAGUCACUGCCGACGACUUCAUGAACGAGGCCGAGAAGCUCCCCGAUGGCCAGAGCACCGAUUUGGAAGAGAUGAUCAAAGUCCCGAAGCAGGGUUUUGGCGCCUAUCGGUGCAAGCUGUGUCCGUAUGCGCACGGCUCCUUGGAGAAGCUGAAGGUCCACUAUGAGAAGUACCACCGGCAGCCCGCUGUCGAUAUCUUCACGGAAUCCGCCACCGAGACAUUGGAACCCCAGCUGCCUGACGCAUCCGAGGAAUACCGAGAUGAUGCAGCGCCCAUCACUGAGGUAAAUCCCAGGCCCCCUUCUCCCACUCCCCAACACUUUGUGAGCGGCUGUGCAGAGCUCAGUACCUUAUUUAAAUGCCAACUCUGCAAGUACUUCUGCUCCUCCAGAAAGGGUAUAGCUAGACACUACCGGAAUAAACACAACAACGUCCGAGCACAGCCAGAGGGAAAGAACAACAUCUUCCGAUGUGCCUUGUGUGCGUAUACUCACCCGCUCCGCAAAGGCCUGGCAGCUCACUACCAAAAGCGGCACGACAUCGAUUCCUAUUACACUCACUGCCUGGCCGCUUCCAAAACCAUCAUCACCAAGAAACCCGAGAAACUCAUUCUCCCCAUCGAGACCAAACCCGAGUCGCCCCCCUUGAGCGAGGAGCUCAGGAGAGCGGUGGAAAAGAAAAAAUGCUCGCUCUGCUCGUUCCAAACCUACACGAAGAAGGGGCUUGUGUCUCAUUAUAUGAAGCGACACCCAGGAGUCUAUCCGAGAAAGCAGUACGUGAGUAAAUAUAAUGGAUACUUCACUGUUGUGUACUCUGAUGACAAGGCAGAUGAAGAAGUUAAGGAAGAGGUCACUAAUAUAGAAACGGCUGCAGUGGUUGAAGGGAAACCCAAAGGAUGGCUCCCGUUCAAGUGUAUAAAGUGCUUCCAACUCUCAUUCAACACGGCAGAACUCCUGUGUAUGCAUUACGUGGACCAUCACAGCCGAGAAUUGAAGCUGGACUUCACCUUGCUACCAGGGAGCACCCGGUCACACAGUCCCACCUACGAGUGCAACCAUUGCAACGACAAGAUCCUCAGUACGCUGGAACUCAGUGUCCACCUCACCCGGCACAACGAGCGCCUCGGUCGACGGGCACGACUUCACCGUGAGAAGAUGGCGCCUCAGGGUGAAAACCGACCAGACGGGGAGUCGCAGCCUAAGGCUGAACCUCAAUCUGAGGGCGAAGUUCAGGCAGAGGUUGUCCCACCACCCGAGGGUGAAGUCCGGCCAGCGGAGGAGCCCCCAGCUGAGGUGCAGAUGCAACCUGCGGAGGAAGAAGAAAAGGUGAAGGAGGAAAAUCUUAACGAGGAGAUCCUGAAAGAUGAAAACCAGAUCCAGGAGGAGAACCUGAAAGAGGAGGGGCCGGAGUCUACAGCAUUAGAAGACAGCAACAAAAAACAGUCUACUGAUGUUCAAGCAUCGAGCCCUGUUUCAAUGGACAAGGAGCGUAAUGUUGUUGGUUACAAGUGCAGCUUCUGUUUUGAGGUCCAUCCGACACCUCGAGCUAUAUCGAACCAUCUUCGCAAACACGUUGCAUUUGGCGAGUCUCUAGAUACUGUCCGCACUGGUGAAGAGGGUUUGCGUUCCCACGAGAGGAGUCACACCGCUUCUGCACUGUUCAGCCGCGAAGGCAAGCAUCACUGCCAGUAUUGUUUGUUCGCCACCGCUUUCCGGCAGAACUUGGAACGCCACAUGCAAAAUCAGCACGGACACCAGAAACCUUUCAGAUGCAAACUUUGCUCGUUUAAGACUGCCUUUAUAAGUGGACUGAAGAGCCAUAUUCAGAGAGCUCAUGCCGUGGAGUCCACCUACAGCUGUUCCUACUGCUCUUUUUCCACCCUGAUGGUAAAGCAGCUCAAACAACAUGCUCUGAAAGUGCACGGCCAUGUUAUGGCAGUGUCCAAACAUCACAUUGACCUUCCAGCAGCCUUCUCUUCUGGUAACAAUGCACGGCAGACAGAGUCCCAGUCUGAGGGAGCAGCAGAAUCAGAUGACCCCACCUUCUUAAAAUGCCCCUCCAUCAGAAUCAAAGACUCCUCGUACUCUGAGCCACCUGAUGUCCAGCAACAGCUGAACCAUUACCAGACAGCGGCCAUGGCCAGAAACCGCUCCAGCCCCAUCCUAGUGCCAUCGCCAACCGCCCCCUCUGACCAGAUGUCUAAGGGGUACUUCAGCUGCGAGUUCUGCCAGUUCAACUCCGAGUACAUCCAGAGCAUGAGGCGCCACUAUCGAGACAGGCACUGCGGCAAGAAACUCUACAAAUGUAAGGAUUGUCCAUUCUUCACCGGCUUCAGGUCUACAUUUUCUAUGCACGUUGAGGGUAGCCACACAGCCCCUCCUGUGGAGGGUCCCAAGGACCUGCGCUGCCCUCUCUGCCUGUACCACACCAAAUACAAAAGCAGCAUGAUCGAUCACAUCGUCCUUCACAGAGAAGAGAGAGUUGUCCCCAUUGAAGUCUGUCGCUCGAAGCUCUCGAGGCACUUGCGAGGAAUUGUCUUCCGGUGCGAUAAGUGCACCUUCACCAGCUCCAGCGACGAGACGUUGCAGCAGCAUAUGGAAAAGCACAAAGAAAUGAAACCAUACAAGUGCCAACUGUGUUAUUAUGAGAGCAGGAUAAAAGAAGAUUUGGAGAACCAUCUGCAGGAGGAACACAAGGUGAUUCGCAACUUUGAAUUAGUUGGUCGCGUUAACCUGGACCAGUUAGACUUUAAAGACAAAGAAUGGUUCAGCAGCGAGGAGGAGGCCAGAGAGGAAGAAAAAGGCCACAUUGUUGAACAAAGAGGUAUUGAGGUGUGCCCAGGAAGUGGGGCUCGGAUCUACAAUGAGAAAAGAUUCCCCUGUGAAUUUUGCGGACGUACAUUUGCCCGUGGAUUUGAUUGGGAGCGUCACAUUCAGAGACAUAGCAUGGCUCUCGGUGAGAAUAACCAUCAGGAACAUGAAACAUGUCCAGCAACAGAGAACUCCAGGGAAGAGAAUAACACUACACCUUUAAGAAUGGAGGAGCAACUGGAUUCUGCUGACAACAUGAAGACGGAAGUCACUUACCAGGAAGCACCAUCCUGUCCAAUCUCUUUAGCAUUAAUAAAGGAAAACUCCCAGGAUUUGGACACUGAGACCAAAAAUAAAGAGUCGGAGCUUUGUUAGUAUACUUGAAAUGUUGUGCAAGUUUCUCCUCCCUUUCUAACCCCUCGUCCCACCCCCACACCGACCCCCUCACCAUAUUCUCUGCUCCUUGCCCGCUGACAACUGAUGAUGGAGCAGGAACUCGUGUUACAAUCAAUCCUUCAGUACCUCAAUCCAAGCACCUGUCCUUUGCGGGUGCGAGUGAGCAGUAAGGACAGGCGGAGCGGCCGUUGGUCGUGAGGAAUGGACACGCCGCCGACAUCGGCCCUGCCGCCGACAUCUCCACACACGAGAGCAUUGCAGCAUGAUCCAGAGCCGGAACCCGUGCCAAUUUUUUACCUCCUCCCUUGUCCGAGGCUAAUUGUAGAACCUCUUACUAAUUCCAAGGUGUGCUCAGCAAAGCUAACUCGGAAGGGAUUCAACUUUUUGGACACUCCUGGGCUGUGAAGUUCUGGGUCACAUGGUGUGCGGUGUGUUUACUUAGCUAUUUGGGACGUAUUCCUUAUACCUUCUUCCCUAUCUCCCUCUUUUGUGCCCUGUUUAUCUCCACCCCCCUCCCACAACCUCAAAACUCUUCCUCUCCACUUCCCUCUCUCUCUUUUUUUCUUCCCUCCCUAUUGUUUCCAGUGUUUGAAUGAAUUGUGUGUUUAAAAAUACUGGGGACUGCCUCAUUAAUCUAGUGAGUUGUGAUUUUUUUUUAAAGUUAGUGUGGUCUUGUGGGAAUGUCAUUACUUCAUUGUAGAGAUUUUGACAUUCAUUGAAGUAAUGUUCCAUAUUGCUCUUUUAAAAAAAAAAACAAUAUUGAACUUGUGCAUUGAAAACCAAAAAUACCCCCCAAAUUUUUACUUUGAUCCAGCUAUCAGUCUAGUGAUCCAUAACUAAUGGAUUAAUCAAGCACCUCUGAUUCAGCAAGUUUUGUUAUGAUGGGACACUUUUGCAAGCUGCUAUAUUUUAGCCCACAACUGGUUGAAUUCAAGGCACUUGUCUUUCUUUGAACAUGCAAAGCGCCGUUUUUAACAGGUUAGUUUAUCUCACAAUUGGUUGCAUGUUACAGGCUGUAACUACUGCAGACUCCUGCAUCAUGGUUUAUAACAUGCAUCUCAACGAAAGGUUAAGAACACUUAAAGUGGAAUCUAUCACCUUUACCGUUCACGUUUUCUGUUUAAUUAUAAUGGUGUGCAUUAGAACUGGUGUUAAAAGCGGAUUCACGGAGGCAUUUCCGAAUCUUGAAUGAAGGACCAGCUCGGACCGAGGUGCUGUAAUCAAUUGGCAGACAUUGAGCCCAGUUCACUUGUAGCACCAACACUGUUUGUGUUUUUCUUUUGUAAGUAAUCCAAUACGGAACAAGCUUACCAUACUAAAGAAGUUCCUUGUUUUCUUGCACUAAUGCAUCUGGUAAAAAUGUUUUUUUUUAAUCUAUUAUUUAAAAGAAAACUUGUUUGUAUAGCAGAAAUGGUCCUAACAAUUACUGUUAAUGUAGGAUGUUGGUGCAAAAAGUGAUCAUAAUUUGCAGUACCUCAGCAUUAAUCUUUACUGAAUGUCCAUUCUGUGCAAGUAAUAUCUGUUCAUAAACUGUGUAGAUUUACUUUUCUUCCCCUGCACAUCUGCAGUAAGAUGUGUGCUACAAUGUUGUAGUGAGACUACUUUACGUGAAUAAAAAUUCCAUAGGUUAGCUUUUGUUUGCCAAGUUUACAGGUUAUUGUAUUCUUGUUUUAUAUAAACACUUUAAUUAAAUCACUAUAUGGGUUCUCAAAACCUGUUGCUUGAUAAAUGACUUUUUUUUAGGACACUUGUUUAGGUCUCAAUUUGGAUCCAGAUGUUUGCAUUAUCAAAUGAAAUAUUAUUGUGAUCAAGGUAUUUUUGAAAUGAUGCUUUCAAAGAACACCUGUUCCUUGAAGCAGUUCAUUAACAUCACCUAUUUUCAUGUUGAAAACAGGGCAAAAUGGGAGCAGUUUCUGUGAAAAAAAAGACAGGGAUAUUGCAGAUUACCAUGUAUAUUGUGUUCUUUUGUCUACAUUGUAGUUUAGGAAGCUCCUUUUAAAUAUUUUUGUUAUCUAAAAUACUUCUAAAGUUGACUGUUUAGGACAUGCAUUGGAAGUCUGUUUUAAGCCAACUGCAGGGGUUGAGGAAAUGAACUCUGGAAACAAUUACCAAAAUUGACUGGCCUUCCUCAGUGUUUGUUAGUGCAGUUUCUAAAUAAUGCUGCUUUAGUUUCUAGAAUGAUCUGUAAAUACUGUACUUCCUGGGAUUUUGUUUUGCUGACCUGAUAAAUAAAAAGUGAUGACUCCUUUUUAAUUUUG